This is a messenger RNA of Peniophora sp. CBMAI 1063, 408 nucleotides long. The record is from the annotation of a GenBank genome assembly. NCBI's taxonomy places the organism in Eukaryota, Fungi, Basidiomycota, Agaricomycetes, Russulales, Peniophoraceae.
AUGCAAUCCGCGAACGACCACAACAUGAGCGAUCCUGUGCUCCCGCCGCCUUUGGCUGCCACAGUGAAGAAGGACGCAAUCAGCCUUCGUACCGAGAACGAUCGGUUACAGGAGGAAAACCUCUCGCUUCGCCAAACCAAUGAUAUACUUAAGCGACAGGUCGAGGAACUGAGAAGCCUGAGGGAUCGCGGGUUAUUGCAUGAUCUCAAAGCAGCGUCACCGGAGGAUCUCUACCCGUCCGAGGAACUCAUGGACAUGUGCGCGCGGUUGCUGCCAGAAAUGCAUGCUAGGAUCGAUGAAGUGCUGAAGGAGACCGAGCAACGCAAGUUCACCGUGAUCGAUCGUGAUCAGGUACAGCGGGAACCGGCGUCGUCCAACCGCAUGCAGACGUCGAAUGCACAGGUGUGA